AUGCACUUUAACCUGCUCUAUCCCAGUCUCUCAAGCUCAAACAGUGAAGAGAUCGACGGACAUCGAAAAGAAAAAGAGAGUGAGAAGCAGAGAAAAGGUGAGGAAUUAGGAGGCCAGUUUCUUGUUGAGAAGAUCCAGAAGGAAGGGCCUGAGGCGGGGCUGCAGUUAGCGUUUGUUUGGAACCGAAAUGCAGACAAACUUAGAGAUUCAUUGCCCAAAGAGCUGAUUCUACAUGACCUCUCAGAUUUCACACAUCGAGAGACCAGUGUAAUAGUGGAAGUGUGCCAUCCACUGAUAGUUAAAGAGUUUGGGGUCAGAUUUCUGUCACAUGCUCACUUCCUGGUGGGCAGCCCUUCUGCCCUCUCUGACCCCCAGCUUGAGCAAGAUCUUCGCACUGCUGCAAAACAGUAUGGGAAAACACUUUAUGUGCCCAGUGGUGUAUUAUGGGGUGGCCAAGAUAUUAAAAAAAUGAAUGACAGUGGAACUUUGCGGGCUCUCUCCAUCCGAAUGUCUAAACAUCCCUCUUGCUUUCGGCUGACUGGUGGUCUGCUCUCUGAUUGGAUGGAGGGAGAGGGGAGGCGGGUCUUGUAUAACGGUUCAGUAGCAGAGCUCUGCCCCAUCGCCCCAAAUAAU
Molecule: messenger RNA, 633 nt
Organism: Sinocyclocheilus rhinocerous
Lineage: Eukaryota; Metazoa; Chordata; Actinopteri; Cypriniformes; Cyprinidae
Product: putative L-aspartate dehydrogenase
Exons: 5
Molecular function (GO): NADP binding; oxidoreductase activity
Source: RefSeq, a predicted model, not a curated record